GUGAAUUAUAGGCAGGCGGUGAACAGCUGAGGACAAGAACGUUUUAUUUUCACAGAGGGCGUUCGACCUUCUCAUCAAAGUGCCUCGCUUCGUCGUAGUGUUCGUACUCAUCUAAGGUCCUGAAAAAUACUUACACAAAAUGGCACUUAAAUUAAGGACCAAGUUGCCACAAUUGGCACAAACGAUGGCUCGUCAGAUGUCAUCCCAUGACAUCUUCUAUCACGACCAGAGAGAGCUGUGUGGCAACAGGGAGAUUGUUGGACAUGGAAAGAGUGGCAAAUACACUUAUUACGAUGGCCAUGAUUUGCCAUUCCCAGCUAUCCGUUUCCGCCCGGAUGAUGCUGCCAGCAAGGCACUCCGUGAGAAGGAAAAGGGAGACUGGAAGAACUUGACUCUUGAAGAGAAGAAAACCCUUUACCGACACAGCUUUUGCCAGACUUUCGUUGAGAUGGAUGCCCCCGAUCCAGAGUGGAAGGCUGUUCUUGGGUACACUCUUAUUGGUGUUGCUGUUGCUUGGGGAAUGUAUCUGACAACUGCUUCUAUCAUGCCUGAGCAUCCUUACCGCGAAUUCUUUGAUGCUCAUGAGACAAGAGUAGCAUCUGAGCAGAGGAAGCUUGACCGUGGAACUUACAAGGAUAAGGACUUCACUGGUUGGGAUUAUGAGAAUCGUAAAUGGAAGGAAUGAAUUGUGUAGCAAUUUUAGACAAAUUGUAAUUAAAUGUCUUUUAAAUCAAUCAUUGUGAAGGCUAUGCCUCAAGCUUAGUUCUGACAAUUUGUUUGCAAGACAGCUUGAAAAAGUGCUUUUAAAGUUUCCAUUCUGUAAAUAUGUCUUUCAAGCAAUAAACCGGGUAACAAUUUGAA
Frankliniella occidentalis (western flower thrips) is the source of this 861-nucleotide messenger RNA. RefSeq names its product cytochrome c oxidase subunit 4 isoform 1, mitochondrial-like. The coding region runs from base 140 to 685 and encodes 181 amino acids. The record is from RefSeq and is a predicted model, not a curated record. Lineage: Eukaryota; Metazoa; Arthropoda; Insecta; Thysanoptera; Thripidae. Gene Ontology annotation, biological process: mitochondrial electron transport, cytochrome c to oxygen. The transcript has 4 exons.